UAAUAAUAUAUUAGGGUUAGGGUUCAUAAUUACUUUGCUAUUUGGGGCUUUAUAUGAUUAUUAUUAUUUAUACUUGUGAGCUUUUCUUGUGCAAGUAAAUGCUUCAAAAUCACAUUCUUUCUCCCCAAACAAUUGUUGGGUAUUGGGAUUUAUGCGGUGGGUUUGAUUGAUUGAUUGAGUUUUUGCCAUUUGAUUGAAUAAAUUUCAGGGCUUUAGCGCCCCUGGUCGUUCAUAUCCAUGAUCAUCAGCGUUCCAUGGACCCAUCUCUAGUUCAAAACACUCCUUCAUUUGAGGAAGAAGAAGAUAAAGACGAGUGGGACACUGAUGGAUUUGUAAUUCCAAGCUUGGGAAUUGGAGACUCAAAUCAAAGCAAUCUUGAUGAUACUCCAAAUGUAGAAGCCUCAAAACCACCUUCUCCUAAGGUCAAAGUAGAAGAAGACAUUUACUUAGGACCACACGGGGCGCCCCCAUCUCUAUCGAAACAACAACAACAAGAACCUAUUUCCUCAAGCCGAAAGCAACGAUUUAAGCAGAAAUUGAAGGAAGCAGAUAGGAGAGUUGGUGGAACAGGACGAGAAAACAAGCUAGAAAAUCUUCGAGAGCUUGUCGGUGGUGGUGGCAAAGUUAGCAGUGUCAACAUGGGUAAAAACACUUCACGAGAUUGGCUCGAUCCACAUUGCCAUGAAUCGCAGUUUGAGAAGCGGCAUCAGCACUAGGCAGAGCAUCUUCCAUUAUAAUCUUCAAGUGGUUUUUUUCACAUUUUGGAAAAUACAAUUUUAUUAUUAAAGGUUGUGUAUAUUGUCAAUAAAUCUCUACAUGAACCUUGUUGUGAUGAAGUUAUUAUAAAAGAAUUUACCUGAGUUGAUUCA
Molecule: messenger RNA, 869 nt
Organism: Cannabis sativa
Lineage: Eukaryota; Viridiplantae; Streptophyta; Magnoliopsida; Rosales; Cannabaceae
Exons: 3
Coding region: 255-716 (153 amino acids)
Source: RefSeq, a predicted model, not a curated record